This is a messenger RNA of Lacerta agilis (Sand lizard), 1594 nucleotides long. It is a transcript of the gene RCAN3, whose product is annotated as RCAN family member 3. The coding region runs from base 377 to 1126 and encodes 249 amino acids. The record is from RefSeq and is a predicted model, not a curated record. NCBI's taxonomy places the organism in Eukaryota, Metazoa, Chordata, Lepidosauria, Squamata, Lacertidae. Gene Ontology annotation, molecular function: nucleic acid binding; calcium-dependent protein serine/threonine phosphatase regulator activity. Gene Ontology annotation, biological process: calcium-mediated signaling. Gene Ontology annotation, cellular component: cytoplasm; nucleus. The transcript is spliced from 5 exons.
CUAUCCGGGUCACUCACUCAAGUAAAGGGGGAGAGAGAGACGCGCAUGCCCGAGAAGAAAACUGGUAAGCGCGGCCUCGAGAGCUGCGCACGGGCGCGGCGGCGCGCUCUGUGUCGGAGGAAGAGCAGCAGCAGCAGCAGCCGCCUCGAAGGGGGAGGGGCUCUCUGGGCUCUUUCCGAGGCGCUGCCGAUCCGCAGGCUGGUCGUGCCUGGCUGGCCCUGAGCUCGCCUUCCUCUUUCGCGGGGCGGGGCGGAGGGGAGCCUGAGAGGAGCAGGGAGGCGCCGGUGGUCGCGGCUCUGAUCCCGACGUGGAGGAGACGGCAGACUCCUGCUUCACAUCUGGAAUACAAAUUAAGGAAAGUUGCUUUGAGUGGACAAUGAUUAGAGAUACAAUGAAGGCGUGGAGUGACAGUCAGUCAGAUCUUUACAGCAGUGACCUAGAAGAAGAGGAAGAAAUGAUUUUUGGAGAAAAUGAAGAAGACUUGGAAGAGAUGAUGGAUUUAAGUGACCUGCCUACCUCACUCUUCGCCUGUAGUGUUCAUGAAGCAGUGUUUGAAGUUCAAGAGCAAAAGGAACAGUUUGAAGCUCUCUUCUCAGUCUACGAUGAUCAUGUUACAUUCCAGCUAUUUAAAAGCUUUAGAAGAGUAAGGAUAAAUUUUAGCAAUCCAGAAGCAGCAGCAAGAGCACGAAUAGAACUUCAUGAGACGGACUUCAAUGGGAAAAAACUCAAGCUGUAUUUUGCCCAGGUUCAGGUGCCCAAUGAAGUGGGAGACAAAUCUUACCUCUUGCCACCACAGCCUGUCAAACAGUUCCUGAUAUCGCCACCUGCAUCCCCACCAGUAGGAUGGAAGCCAAGUGAAGAUGCCACACCCAUGAUAAACUAUGACUUGCUCUGUGCUGUUUCAAAAUUGGGCCCUGGGGAGAAGUAUGAGCUUCAUGCAGGAACAGAAUCCACUCCCAGUGUCGUCGUCCAUGUGUGCGAAAGUGAAACAGAAGAGGAAGAUGAAAUUAAAAAUCCCAAACAGAAGAUAGUGCAGACGAAGCGUCCGGAUCCACCACCCACAUUAAUAAAUGAAACAAAAACUCUUGAAUGUGCGCUAGAGGUAGGGGGUGGGAUGCACUACUGAAUUUGAGGCUCUCUGAUAACAGCAGUGAGUGGUAAAUGUUUGCAUUGCUGUGUGACGCAUAACAGCAGAAGACUUCUCUUGUAGUCGUCUCGCAUCAGAAAGACUAUAGAUGCCAACGUUUUGAAGAGCACUUUAAUUUUAAGGUUAACUCCCAAGAUGUAGCAAAUCCACUGGGUUUCAAGUCCUAGAAUACUAGGAAGGUGCCAUUUUUGGAAUGUGUGUUACCAUUUUCUUGGUGUUCAGAAGGCAGAAAGGAACUUGGCUGCUGCCAUCUCUAUAUGGGUUACCACAUGGUUUUGUAUGUGAGUCUCAUGUAUAUUUUUGUGUGCUGAUGUAUAACAUGAUCUGAGUAACAUGAUGUUCUAAGUAAUAUAUUGAUGAAAUAUAAAUGUAAUGUACAAUGUACAUUGUUAUCAGUAGAAAAAUCUCAAACUGGUUUGGGGUGAUAGAACCAAAUUUCCAAACAGG